AUGACGUGCAGGAAGGCUGUGUUGACAUUCUACGUUAGCAAAUUAGGCUGCUUGAAACGAGCGCAGAAGUGUAAGUACCAUGUCUCAGUUUCUGGUCAUUUUGGGUCCUCUGAAGCACAUUCUGCACCAUCAAACGACCGUGGACUGAAAGUGCAGUGUUCAUCUUCUCUGGACCCAUUUACAAAUGGUUCCAUUUUCAACUUCAGGAUAUUUUCCUUGGCCAAGAACGCACUAAGUUGUCUCCAAGUUCGAUACAUUCAGCAAACAAUGGCAAGGGCGGGCCACCAGAAACGAACACCUGAUUUUCAUGGUAAAUAUGGUAAUGCUGUAUUAGCUAGUGGAGCCACUUUCUGUAUUGCUGUAUGCACAUAUGCAGUGACACAAAUUGGAAUAGAAUGGAACCUGUCCCCUGUUGGCAGAGUCACCCCAAAGGAAAGGAGAGAUCAGCAAUCAUCCCAGCUGGUGUAA
Messenger RNA from Nycticebus coucang (slow loris), 468 nucleotides. RefSeq names its product cytochrome c oxidase subunit 7B, mitochondrial-like. Gene Ontology annotation, biological process: mitochondrial electron transport, cytochrome c to oxygen. Bases 1 to 468 code for a protein of 155 amino acids. NCBI's taxonomy places the organism in Eukaryota, Metazoa, Chordata, Mammalia, Primates, Lorisidae. The transcript has 3 exons. The record is from RefSeq and is a predicted model, not a curated record.